AUGGCCGACAUCACUGCCGUCGGUGAGGAGAACCCUUCUCCUACCCAGGACGACCUGCAGCAGGCCGCCGGCAAUGGCGCCGCUGACACCCGCGGUCCCAAGCGCUCGAGAAUGAGUGCAGAAGACGACGACGAUGACGAUGACAAGCCCGGUCGCGAGCGCAGAAAGAUUGAGAUCAAGUUCAUUCAAGAUAAGUCGCGUCGCCACAUCACCUUCUCCAAGCGGAAGGCGGGUAUCAUGAAGAAGGCGUACGAGCUCUCCGUCCUCACAGGUACUCAAGUAUUGUUGCUCGUCGUGUCCGAAACCGGUCUCGUCUACACUUUCACUACUCCCAAGCUUCAACCACUGGUGACGAAGGCUGAGGGCAAGAAUCUCAUCCAGGCUUGCCUCAAUGCUCCCGAUCCCACCACCAACGAAAAUGGCGUUGAAGCUCCGGAGGUGCCAGCAGAGACACCCGAGGAUGUUAAUCACAGCAACGUCAACCCUCAACAGUCGAAUAUUCCCCGUCCUGCGGGCAUGCAUCCAGGCUAUAUGACGAACGAACAGCAGCAGCAGAUGGCCUAUUAUCAGGGCUUGCAGCAACAACAACAGGCUGGUGGGCAGUACCCCGGCAUGCCUGUGGGCAAUCGAAUGCCCCCUCAGCACCAACCCACUGCGUAG
Molecule: messenger RNA, 660 nt
Organism: Aspergillus thermomutatus
Lineage: Eukaryota; Fungi; Ascomycota; Eurotiomycetes; Eurotiales; Aspergillaceae
Product: MADS-box domain-containing protein
Exons: 3
Coding region: 1-660 (219 amino acids)
Biological process (GO): positive regulation of transcription by RNA polymerase II
Molecular function (GO): RNA polymerase II cis-regulatory region sequence-specific DNA binding; protein dimerization activity; DNA-binding transcription factor activity, RNA polymerase II-specific
Source: RefSeq, a predicted model, not a curated record